Messenger RNA from Peronospora matthiolae, 498 nucleotides. NCBI's taxonomy places the organism in Eukaryota, Oomycota, Peronosporomycetes, Peronosporales, Peronosporaceae. The record is from the annotation of a GenBank genome assembly.
AUGAACAGCUGUAUCGUGACGCUUGAAGUAGCUCGUACGAGGCGAGUUGUUGCAGCCGCUAGACAGGAGGUCACCACGCAUCUGCAGCUUCCAGAGGCAACGUGUCGUGACUUAUCGUGUGGACAUAAGCUGCCACGCUACUGUUCAUCAAAUCAGGCGCUAGCACCGCCUACUCUCGCCAAGCGGAACCUGACUAGUCACCGGAGACUCUCGUCCCGUCGAAAUGUGCCGUGGCGGGAGCUGCACAGAUGUCCGAGCAUAAUGCUCAAGCGCGCACGUAGAUACCUUCAAGCUGCUGCACAUACGUGCACGUGGCUUUCCACAAGCAGAAGCUGCUGGAAGCCUCGAGGGGACAAACGGUCCUUCUCCACGCACAAGACUGAGAAUCAGUGCGCUGACCGCAAGCUGAAACCGUGUUUCUUUGCAGUAAGGCGACGCACAAUCAGUCAACUGCGACAGCGAGUGCAGUACCCAGAGGCUUGGUGCUUUUUACCAUGA